Rana temporaria (common frog) is the source of this 3782-nucleotide messenger RNA. RefSeq names its product phosphodiesterase 1C (gene PDE1C). Bases 139 to 2277 code for a protein of 712 amino acids. NCBI's taxonomy places the organism in Eukaryota, Metazoa, Chordata, Amphibia, Anura, Ranidae. The transcript is spliced from 18 exons. Gene Ontology annotation, molecular function: 3',5'-cyclic-nucleotide phosphodiesterase activity. The record is from RefSeq and is a predicted model, not a curated record. Gene Ontology annotation, biological process: signal transduction.
UAGGAGAUGUGUGAAGUCGGGUGUAAGUGCUGCCACAGGCAGAUACACAGAGAAGGCUAAUAGCUAGCUUUGAAUCUCAGCGACCACAAGGAAAAUAAAAUAAAAUCCACUGCUAACUAACUACUGAUAAAGGGGAAAAUGACAGAGCCCAGCAGUAGGAAAGAGGGAUUUAAAAAAUGCCGGAGUGCCACUUUCAGCAUUGAUGGUUUUAGCUUUACAAUAGUUGCAAAUGAAGCUGGCGACAAAAAUGCACGGCCCCUGGCAAGAUUUGCAAGGUCUAAGUCUCAGAACAGUCUCUGGAAUACAAUCAUCAGUGGACUAAAUCUUAAAGAAAAACAGAAGCCAGCAAUUGCCACUGAUCCUCGGAGUCCAGAAGAGAUUUUAGCAGAUGAGUUGCCACAGAUUGACAGUCCAGAUGCCAUUCCGAAAACAUCUAUCAGGUUACGAUGUCUGGUGAAACAGCUGGAAAGAGGAGAAGCUUCAGUAGUGGACCUGAAAAAGAACCUGGAAUAUGCAGCCACUGUGCUUGAGUCAGUUUAUAUUGAUGAGACAAGACGUUUACUGGACACCGAGGAUGAACUUAGUGACAUCCAGUCAGAUUCGGUUCCUUCAGAAGUUCGAGACUGGCUGGCCUCCACCUUUACCCGACAAAUGGGGAUGAUGUUAAGAAGAACAGAAGAGAAGCCAAGAUUUAGAAGCAUUGUACAUGCAGUCCAGGCUGGGAUAUUUGUGGAAAGAAUGUACAGAAGGACAUCAAAUAUGGUUGGACUCAGCUAUCCACCUGCUGUUAUUGCUGUUUUAAAGAAUGUUGACAAGUGGACCUUUGAUGUAUUUGCACUAAAUGAUGCUAGUGGCGAUCAUGCACUUAAAUUCAUCUUUUAUGAAUUACUUACACGUUACGAUUUGAUCAACCGCUUCAAGAUACCUAUCUCUGCACUCGUAUCAUUUGUGGAGGCGCUGGAAGUUGGCUACACCAAACAUAAAAAUCCAUAUCACAAUUUGAUUCAUGCAGCAGAUGUUACACAAACUGUUCAUUACUUUCUCUUUAAGUCAGGUUUAGCGCACUGGCUAACAGAACUGGAAAUUUUUGCUAUGAUUUUCGCUGCUGCGGUUCACGAUUAUGAACACACGGGCACAACAAACAACUUUCACAUCCAAACAAGAUCAGAUUCUGCCAUUUUAUAUAAUGAUCGAUCUGUACUUGAAAAUCAUCAUGUAAGUGCAGCAUAUCGCUUACUGCAGGAUGACGAAGAAAUGAAUAUUCUCUAUAACCUGUCCAAGGAUGACUGGAGGGAAUUCCGGGCUUUGGUGAUUGAGAUGGUGUUGGCUACAGAUAUGUCCUGUCAUUUCCAACAAAUCAAAGCGAUGAAGAAUGCUUUGCCGCAACCAGAAGGGAUUGAUAAGCCGAAAGCCUUAUCAUUGUUGUUGCAUACAGCAGAUAUUAGCCAUCCAGCCAAAAAUUGGGACCUCCAUCACAGGUGGACUAUGUCCUUGUUAGAGGAAUUCUUUAGACAGGGUGAUAAAGAAGCAGAACUUGGCCUUCCAUUUUCUCCACUGUGUGAUCGCAAUUCAACAAUGGUUGCCCAAUCCCAAAUAGGAUUUAUAGACUUCAUCGUGGAGCCAACAUUUACUGUGUUGACAGACAUGACAGAGAAGAUUGUAGUUCCGCUCAUUGAUGAAGCCUCGCGGGCUGGGCUCACAGGAUUUAGGCGAUCUAGUUUAAACAGCAUAACUCCCUCAGACGUUAAACGAUCGAGUGUGAAAAGCACUGGAUCGGAAGGAAGUGCCUCUAUGAAUUGUUCAAUCCUCACUGUGGACUUCAAAAGUUUUAAAAAUACGUGGUAUGACGUUGUACUACAGAACAGAGAAAAGUGGAAGACGCAAGCAGCCAAAGAUGCAGAGGAAAGAGCGAAGAAAGAAGCAGAAGAAACGACUUUGAGAGACAAAGAUGACAAAAGAGACGAUGACAAAGAAGAUAGAAAUGACAAUGAAAAAUCUUUACCGCCCAAACCAGAGACAAACAAAGAAACAAAUUCAAGUGAUGGCAAAGUCACGGAAUCUAGUCAGGGAAAUAUUAAUGGGACUCGUUUACCAAAUGUAAACAGACGAGAUGAUUCCUCAGGACAAAGUCAAAGCAAGCAAGAGAAAAGUGGGGACAGUGAAGGCAAACAGCAAGUGCAAAACGAAAGCAGAUUGGUGACAACAGGGUUGCACAGCUCCCCAUGCCCUUCAUCAUCAAUAGCAAUUGGCCACCAUAAAAAAGAUAAAGAAGAGUAAAAGAGCCAAUAAAUGUCAUCAUUUUAGCUGCGCUUCUUCAUUCUGUUCCUACUUUCUACAAAGACAAGUCUCUUGGGAACAAAAGGCAUUAGCUUUAUAAGCAAAGGCAUCCACUGAUUACUUUACAGAGAAAGACUAGUUUUUUUUUUGUUUUGUUUUUUUCCCCCUUCUUUGUGGAAUAAAAUGACUUGGCUUUUUACACUGCAGGCAAAAUAUUUGAAGAACUUUAAGUAAUUGCUAAGUACAAUAUUAGUUCUGGGAUUAGAAAACCUUCAUUCAGUGAACAAAAUGAUUACACACAAGGAAUUUAUUUUGAAACCUACACUACAGAAAUUAUUUUGGAAAGUUAAUUUUAGGUGUCCCAGAAGCUAAAACAUAUGCUUUUGCAUGAGGUUGUUGAAGCCAAACCAGAGGAUUUUCAUCCUGCACUUAAACAGAAAUGCACAGUUUCAAGUUCUCCACUAUGGCUUGGCACACUGCACAGGGUUAAAACACUGUCUGUUCUAGUGUUUUGUUAUGUUCUACAAAUAUGUUAGCGUUCAUUUUAUUGCCGAAGGCUUAUAUUUUAUUUUUUCAUGAUACACCUUUAGUAAAAAAAAAAAAAGAAGAAAAAAAAAAUCACGUAAUGUCUAAUUUAAUGUAGAAAAUUGUUCUAGGCUCAUUUACUGGUUAUCAUUUCAAGGUCUUCCAUAAAUAUUGGUUUCUAAUGGCACAGCAUGCUGGAAAAAAUCUUUCCUGCAUAUCACCUUUAUACUUCUGCCAAUGCACUGUAGUGAAUGAAGACAAAGAUGAUAGUUUCAGGUUCUGUUAGUUUUAUAUAUUUUUUUUCUUUUUAAAUGUUUAUCAAAAUUGCUGUAUUUUUUUUUUUAUAUAUAUAAAAAGGGAAUUUAAGUUCUACUGAAUCUUUAAUUUAAAAUAUGACUGCCCAAAGUAAACAAAAACAAUGAAGCCAUGCUGCAUGUGCUUUGGGAGAGCUUUUGCUUGAGGACAACUCAUGGCAUUGCUACAUGUAGUACAGCUUCUGGUGUUCUCUGACAUUCAGCGAGGCCUGUCAUCAAAUGUUUUAGAAGAAAAUUCCAUUUCAAGGCAGACUAAGUUGACCUUAAAUACUGUAUUUGUGCAGGUAAAAAAAAGUGCAUUUAUUUUUUGUUUCUGCAGCUUGCAGAGCAUUGAUCACCAGAUUGGGGGUGCAAUUCCAGGAUCCUGCAAAAUCUCAGUAUAGCUGUCUGUCCCUAUCAAUGAACUAAGGGAGCGCUAGCUCCCUUGAGGCUCAUUGAGAACUACAAUGCCCUCUGCCACAAUAGAAGACGGUAGUUGUAGUUUGUUCAUUCACAGAUCACUUUAAAGUCACAUGACUGUAUGGGCGGAACCCCACAAGGCCAUGCUCUGUUAAAAUUAUGACAUUGGGUGCAGGGAGAAAAUCCCCCAUCCGCUGUCACAGGGGUGCAGAAUGGUGUAACAUGUAAACAUCUUAUUAACCCCCCUGGCGGUAUUCCCGAGACUGA